Messenger RNA from Alternaria arborescens, 1764 nucleotides. RefSeq lists its product as hypothetical. NCBI's taxonomy places the organism in Eukaryota, Fungi, Ascomycota, Dothideomycetes, Pleosporales, Pleosporaceae. The coding region runs from base 1 to 1764 and encodes 587 amino acids. The transcript is spliced from 4 exons. The record is from RefSeq and is a predicted model, not a curated record.
AUGGCGAAGUUCCGGCCCGUGGACCCAUCGGCCCCUCCCGCCAGGGACCGGCAGCCGAUGCAGACGAGCGAUGGCGCUGCCAUGACGGGUGACCGACGUGGGGCAGACUCUUGGGCGAUGGUUCAUGGUGGCGAUGAGUUUGGGAAGUCGUCUGCAAUAUCCUCGCAAGCUAUCGAAGCCACCGUCAAGCAGGACGAACCAGAGGAGGCUGUCGCCAUCCCGACACCCAUCGGCUGUUGGAAGGUCAUCUCGCCUGACGGUCGUGAAGAGCGCGUCUUUAAGCCAAUCCCCGGCUUCGAACAUCUAUUCAACGGCCCAGCACAGUUGCAGGAACCUCCCCAUCCGGCAGAAUCGCCUAGGGCUGUUGCGACGCCAGUCUGCCAGUCUAUCGUAUCCCAGGUACCGGCUCUGUUGAGAGAACGCCAGACUAAGAAGCGUAAGAGAACUCGGUCACAAGCAAGAGGACGCCUGAGUCGAACCGUGGCUCGGCAGCCUAGCGACGACGGGAAUGACGAACAAUGCGACGACAGAGAUGUCAGUGUGCCAGCCGCAAAGUCUCACACCUUCUACAUUGGCGACGUGAAAGAGCUCAAGCGCUUCUUCCGAAAACGGCUGGACGAACUUACCAUGAAGCCAGUACGGCCUAUCGUCACGGCUUGGGUCAAGCUACUGGAGCCGAAGCGUUUGACCCGGUUCGGCCCAUAUCACAAGAAGUUGCCUAAUGAACAGCCUCAGAAAUGUACCCCACCUUGGUGGCCCCGGGAUGUGCCCUAUGAAGAGCCCUCUCACCUGGACAAAGAUGGACUCUUGACAUUAGCAGUCGAUCUCAUGCUCCAGCACCGCAAUAUCGACGUGGGCAAGCGUAACAUGGACUGGGUCACCAGGCUCAGGAAUGCAGCGCACUAUGCCGUAGAAACAACACCACCGGAUCAGUUCUCCUCGUCCAAAGGUUCUGCGUUUAGUGAGAGGAUGCAAGGGCGAGCUCUGGGCGACAUCAUACCGAAUCUUUUCGACAUCGCACUAUCAUACCAGGAACAUUUUGCGAGGUAUACCCUCUAUGAAGGUACAAACAAUCGGGAUCCUGGUAUAGGCAUACAUGUGACCUGGCAGCCACUUACGAGACCACCACGGCAGGCUCCCGCCCCUAGGAAGCGUGUUCGACAGACCAGGACAAGGCCAGCAUCAAGAACAGCGUAUGACGCCCACGAAUCUGGCCACGACACCGGGGUCGACAACACCGCAACCGAGUCGCAUGUGCGAAUAGAGGGACAGGUUCGAGAGCCGCGACAACAGGCGCAAGCUCCAAGUCAUGGAGAUCCAGCUCCGCACCUACAACACAUGCAUGUGGGCAGCUCCACAACACUCAACUCUUCCUUUGGUCAGUCGAUGCACGCUUGUCACGUGGGCGACAACAUGGAUUUGGACGUCAAGCUGGCCGACCAUGUACCGUACCAGGGUCGGUUUUCAUGCCACAGUAACUUUGAUUACGACAAAUCAAUGCAGUACCCAAACGGUCUUCCAAGUUACCAUCAUAUCCCACAGCCCCAACAGGGUGUCCGCCGAUCCGACAUAAUCCCAGCGACCACAUCUGGAUACGAGCAGCCGUUCUCCAUGUUCCCAGCCUACCAUCCUCAAGCUGAAAUUUCAACGUUCGAAAGCAGCGCUGGAUUUCCUGUUUAUCAUGACGUGUUUGUCCCGCGAUUCUUCGAUGGUUUACCUACUGUGAACAGCAUCAGCUGUCAACCAGAAGCUUCUCUCUAUUAA